This is a messenger RNA of Anopheles stephensi (Asian malaria mosquito), 13792 nucleotides long. RefSeq names its product RNA polymerase II elongation factor Ell (gene Su(Tpl)). Gene Ontology annotation, cellular component: transcription elongation factor complex. Gene Ontology annotation, molecular function: cis-regulatory region sequence-specific DNA binding. Gene Ontology annotation, biological process: transcription elongation by RNA polymerase II; positive regulation of transcription elongation by RNA polymerase II; snRNA transcription by RNA polymerase II. The transcript is spliced from 12 exons. The coding region runs from base 2017 to 4101 and encodes 694 amino acids. The record is from RefSeq and is a predicted model, not a curated record. Lineage: Eukaryota; Metazoa; Arthropoda; Insecta; Diptera; Culicidae.
UCGUCGUUUCGGUCCGUUGGUGUGUUUAGUUCGUAUGGAUCGGCGUAUUUUUCCCUUCUUGCAUUUGGACGAAUGCGCAAAUAUGCGAGCUCAACAUGUGUGCAGGAACACGCGUCUGUAGUUGUGCAGAGCGGCACGGUGUGCGUGUGUGUACAGGCACCAUCCAAUCAGUGUGACCUGCAGGUUACAUUUUUUUUUUUGUAUUUGCCGUAUUCUGUCUUUCGGUCGGUACCAUCGGAACCCGAUUCUAUUCUUACUUGGCCCCGGCGGACACAAAGAUUGAAGGAAAGAUAUAAAAGAAAAGGAAGGAGGAAAACCGGAUUCGUAGUGCAUUCAGUGUGUGGAUUGCCUGCCCGAGCCCGCAAUCGUCGUCGUCGUCGGAGUUGGUGGUGGUUGUUGCCAGUUAGUGCCAGUGUUUGAAUGUGCGUCGUCCGUUCGCUGGUGUAAAGUUGUGCGGCGCGGUUCUGAAGAAGAUAUUAGAACAGAGAGAUAAAAAGUGUGCAUAUUUUUUGGCACCGUGAAUUAUAUAUUUAGUCGUCGGUAUCGGUAAUCGGUACAUCCGUCGAAAAAGAAGUUUUCCGUUCGUGUGUCCGUUAGUUGAUCUCCUCAGAUCAACUUGUUUUUGCCUCCUUCGCCGUGCAGCUUUCGUAUUUGCCACGAGAGAACGAGAGAGAACGGGAGUGAGUGGAAAAGGUAGCGUGUGUGUGCGAACAAGAAGGAGUAGGUGCGCGCACGCGCUUCGCUACAAGUGUGUGCGUAUGUGUGCGCGCUGCGCGUGCUGCCUGUGUGGGAUUGUGUGCGUACGGUCCGGGAGCGUGCGUGCACAGACGAGAGCGGCGGCAGCGGUGUGCUUUUUGCGUGCUCUCCGGUCGACCCCGCGAGUGAGUGAAUGAGAGCAGCUGAGCUGUUGCACUGUCAAGCGGCUGUCAGCCAGUGUGUAUGCGUGCGCUGGUGUGUGAGUGAGAGCGAGAUACAGUGAGUCAAACGGAGAAGGAAAGAUAAAAAGAAGAAAUAUUUCAUUGAAAAUUUAACGUGGCAAAAUCGGUGGAAGCUCCAACGGCAAGAGUGCUGUUUGCGUGUGUGUUCGUGUGUACUGCUGGGUGAUCGGCAAGUGUGUACGCAGCGAAAGAAAUACAGAGCCACCGAAGUACGGCACCACUGCUCCUGCUGUUGCUGCUUACGUACCAGCUGAAGGUGGCCCAGUAAAAUUGAUCUAAAUAACGACGAAACGGAGGCGCAAUAUUGCGAAUGCCACGGGCUGUAUCAAAACGGCCCCAAUGUGCAAGUGAUUGUUGGCAAAGCAACAUCGAGCGUGUGUCAAAGAAGCAGAAGAAAGUGAAAAGAAGUGUCCAGUGAUCAACACACAACGAAAGAUCAACAGUCCCAGAAUCCGUGUACUGGUGUGCUGUCACGUAGCCUUUGGUGUUGCCUUCGCGACGGUUCCACUACCAGCAGCAGAUUCCGCUGCGAAGUAAUAACACACAGCGUGACUGCAGUGCUGUGCCGUGUAGUGUUCAGUGUGUAGUUGUGAGAAGCUACUACCAUUGUUGUUGUUGGUGGUGGUCGUGGCUCCAACCGUCGAAAGUGGAAGAGACUGAAGGUUUGGCCGAUCGAAAUAAACGGUGGUUGUUUUGCAACAACAACAGCAACACAACAGUGAUUGCUGCUACCUUGCAUUGCUCACUCUAUAUAUAUACACACACACACACAUACACACACGAAACCACCACAAACACAUACGCGUUUGCCGUUCUCUUUCACGGCCUCCUGUCUGCCUGUCUGGUGCUGUUACUGCUGCUGCUGCUGCAAGGUUGUCAAGCGGUAGUGCAAUCAUUGUUGGCUGGCUGCAGCAUUGGACUGCAAGACGCAGAAGGAAGGUUCCCGCUGGCACGAGCGAACCCUAGGUCGCACAUCCCUAAUCUUCAACGCACACCUGUGCCCUGUGCCAUUACCACCAACACCAUUGGAUCCAUCUGGUUAUCAGUUGGGUAGAGCGCAGCACCCCCAGUUGCCAAGAUGGCUGCUCUGUGUGCUGGGAGCUACGGAUUGUCACAGCAAGGCAGCCUAAACGAUGAGAACAAGGAGUUGAUUUUCGUCAAACUGACCGACUCGGCAUUGCGAGCCAUCGAUGAAUUUAAACGCACGCAGGCAAAAUUAGGUACUUCCCACAAUCCGUCGAUUCAGUUUCUUCAGAAUGGGCAAGGCUUUCUAUCGUUUCCAUCCGGAGGCAACAACGUGCAGAAGUUUAACUUCUCCAUUACCGACAUCGACACUGGGUCGAUCGAGUGCAUUCAGCAGGCCUCGGGUCAGCUACAAAAUAUGGGCCAUAUUCCACACAAAAUGCGGAUACACGCGAACGACGAUGUGUAUGAAACGACGAGGCAUAGACUGGCGGCUGCAGAAGAAAAUCAAAAGAACAAAUGCACUAGGGAAAUCAAACCUAAUCAAACAGAUAUUGGGCGUAAAGUGAAGUUAAAAAACCCAGCCAUCCGCAACAUUCCUAGUAGUAAUGCAGCAGUUGUAAACAAACGUGAUUCUAUCUAUAGCAACAAUUCUGUGAAUAAGUCAUCCUCCGUAGCAGCAAGCCAGCUAUCGUCUAAUAAUAGUGUUAAUAAUUAUAACAAUUUAGCAACAUCACCAAAACUAGUUAAAGCCAACGGUCUGCAUCAGUCGUCCCAUCAGCCACAGCAACAACCGCAGCCUCAACAACAGCAACCGCAGCAACAACAACCGCCGCAGCAGCAGCAGCAGCAACCACUACUGCAGCAAAAUAAUCAAUCGCAACAACCAACUCAGUUGCUUCCGGUGCAGCAAAAGCCCGGCUACCAGCACACCGUGCACGAUCCACCUCACUCACAGCAGCAACCCCCCCAACCGAAGCUGUCGGAAAAUGGCAAUGUCCAGAACAGGGUAGCAAAUGGGCGAAAGUCGGCGAAUGCCGAUUACAUGAAGUGUAACAUAAAGGAGCGUCUUAUCCACAUGCUAGCGUUGAAGCCAUACAAGCGGCCAGAGUUAGUUGUGAAGCUGCAGCAAGAUGGAGUGCGCAAGGAGGAGAUGAAAUGUACUCAGCAAAUACUGAAAACCAUAUCCAGCACUCGGGACGGGGUGCUCAUACUGCACCGGAACAUUUGGAACGAGGUGCAGGACGAUUGGCCUUUCUACUCGGAACAGGAUCGACAAGCGGUGAAACGGAGAAGGCCUCAAAACUUGACACCUCCGCUCAGCUCGGACGGUGGCUCAUCGACUUCCGGGCAGAGUCCGUCUAGUGCACACAAUGGGAACAGUCCUCAAUCGGGUACCAAGCGAACCGUUCUUGCCGGCAGUGAAGAAAUCGGCUCAACACCCACCGCCAAAAAGCAACGCAUCAGUCAUUACAAGAAAGAUACUAGUGCGGACCAUACGAGUAGGCGCGGCAUUACAGAUUCCAGAGACAGUAGUAAUAUGAAUCCACGAUCGAGGGAACAAGAUGAUCACAACAAUCACCACCACCACCACCACCACCACAACCACAACCACCACCAACAUCAUCAUCAUUCCAUACGUUCGUCGCACUAUUACGGACCUAAUCUAACGCCAAACGCCCAGGAAACAGAAGAUGGUGUUAGUUUGAGUUACUCACUGGUAUCGAACGAUGUUGCCAAACGGAUAGAAUCGUCAGUGUGCGAAACGGAAGCUGAACGGGAACCAUUCGAUACCGGCUAUCUGGACGGUGCGCAGCAGAUGAACGGCGGGGGAGAAGAUGAUUUUGUCAAUCAAUUUACAAGGAUAACGACGGUUGAGCAACGGCGUAGAUACAAGACUGAAUUUGACAACGAAUACAAGGAAUACCGGCGACUGCAUGAAGUGUUAGAGAAUGCUUCGCGGAAAUUUGCUCAGUACGAAGAUGAUCUGCUACACGAACCGAAGGAUACGCAACGAUACAAGGAAAUUCAAAUGAAAAUUCUGAAGGAAUACGAGAAAAGUAUUAAAAACGUUAAAUUUCAGCAGGACAAAGAGCGGUUUAACUAUCUUCACAAGAAGCUGUCUCACAUCAAGCUCCUUGUUCGUGAUUACGACACGUCGAUAACCAACGGCUCGUGCAGGCCACAGGAGAAUUACUGACGAUUGUUGAAACACAUGAAGCGUUCGUAUUUUAUAUGUUGAAAAAGACAAUAUUUAUUUCGACGGGAUGGGAUAAAUUAGUCAAUCUUCUUCACCCUGUACGCUCCCAACCACGCCAAUUCGUGAAUCUUCCGGAAGGGAACCCCAAUCACCCACAUCUUGUUUGUUCGCAUUGGCAACGAAACAAGCGAUCAGAUUUGUUUCAAAAUUUCGAAUUUCAACUCAAGCAGCACGACGAUAAACAAAAUGCCCGGAUAGUAGGAAGUUUGCAUGGCAAGGAAUGGACCGGUCUGCAAAACAAGGUAAUUGAGUGUGUGUUAGCAUUGGUCAAUCAAUUACAUGCUUACCGUAGUAAUACUUUACUCCUUGGUUUAUAAUUGGUCGAUUUGUUGACUGAUACCCACAGUGCUUCGAAUCGCUAGACAAUUGCAAUUUGUAAGGUUGUUUUUAUUUCCACUCACUGUUCUCACUGGCUCAGGAUUGAUGGUUGCCCAAAUUCUCAUUUUAUUAUCUUCAUAGUUAUGUUUUGUUUUUCUUUGUUACUUACUGGGUUGUUGUCGUUUUUCGGUUGGCGUAAUGAUUGUCUAGAUCCUUAAUUGCCAUUCUCGGUAGUCAGUCCUUGCCAGUUUUGCAUGGAUGCUGCGGUGAUUGGACGAUCGAUACUGGACACUUGAACUGAAUUUAAAGAAAAAAAUCACCACGCAUAUAUAAACCACGUAAAACCUUUGCCAAAUCUCGGAAACAUCCAUGUCAUGAAAUUGAUGCAUAUUUGCGUAGAACACACAGCUGCCUGUGUGUGUGUGUGUAGCAGGUUCCAUGAUUCGCUUUGCAAAAACAAACGAAACGAAAAAAAACACAAACAGUUGUUCGUAAGAAACUCGAGCGGAGUUGGAUGCUCAGAAGCCCCAGACCUGCAGUACGCGAAUCGUCCAGCUCGUGUAGUACGGCAAUUCGAGGAGGCUGUUACGCGGGGAACCCCAACAACAACUCCUACUCCAUACAUCCAAAUUGGGAUUGAUGCAGCAGAAAGACGUAUGAAGCUAUAGCAGUUAUUAUGCUCGAUUGAGGUUGAUCCUGGUGCAGUUAUACGCCGCGGUCGGUCGUACUGCAGCAAAUGUUAAAAGUAACGUAAUUUACAGUUAAGCAAGCUCACGUACGCUCUAAAAAGAGCUCACAGAGACAAACACAAGUAGCAAAAUAUCUUACAUCUGCUCUUCAAUGGCUUGGGAAUUUAAAACGAAAAAGGUUAUUUAGUUAACUAGUGUUCCUUUUGUGUUUGUUCCGUUAGAUAAUUGGUUAUUGAUUGUUUACCGUGUAGGGGAUAGCAGAAUGGUAGUGUGGACGUGUUAUGACAAAUAGUCAGAUAAAGCGACCCUCUCGUCAGCGCGCCCUCUCCGAUAUGCACAAGCACAGUUAAAGCUAGCAAAUAUUAAUUUAGCAGUGCCGAGAGCAGAGAGCGGAGGUGUGUUUCGUUCGGUGCAAAGAUGCAAUCGAGAAACGAUGCGAGUGGCGACAUAUGUUGUGUGCAUCAGUGUAAUGCUUGUAGUGGUGAUAACAAUAAGUAGUACGAGGUGCAACACACCUCACAUUAGCAAUGGUGUGUCAGCAACCGGAAGUUACUGAGUUGUCUGCGAAAAAAGCCCCAAGUGCGCACGCCAUUCGUUCAAUUUAAUUGUAGUUUUGUUUUUUUUUUUUGUUUAUCUUGUUGUAAAUAAAUCUGCCUAGAGAUUGGUAACGAGCAGCAGUGCGGUGGAAUUUCCAAAACUGAAAGCAAAAGAGAUAUUAGUGCCACACUCUGUAAAUGAGGAAAAAAUAAUACGCAUUACGUUCUAAUUAAAUUGACGCAACAGAUCGUUUGAUACAAAACACACACACACACACACACACACACACAUACAUACACGCACACGGAGCAGUGGGAGCGUGUGGCAUUUCGAUUUAGUAGCGCGGGUUUUGCAAUUGCUCCAGGAAUAACAUUAUUUACAUCUUCUGGACUAGACUAGAACACUGCGUGUAGUUGCGUACAGCAAGCCUCGGUGUGUGAUGCAAAAUUCCAGAUUGGCAAAAUGUGCCAUGAUUAUGAAGAGAACACACACACACACACACACAUAGACGUAAAAUGAUCGCGUAAUUCAAACGAGGGAAGAAAGCACUACAUCCAAAAAUUUCACUCAAAGUCACCCAAUAUAUAAAAAACACCUCCAACUAACACUCCGACCAAUACACGUGCAGAUAAUGAGAUUAUCUGUCAACACUUUGUUACCACACUUUGAAUUUAAUUAUAUUUGAUAUUGAUUUUCCGUUUAAAAUUCGUUUGUUGUUUUUUGUUUCUCGAUUAUGAUGCUUGAUGGCCUACGUCCAGUUAGUUGGUUGGUUGGCCCAAGUAAGUAAGCUUAACCGGGGGUAGUACACUCUGGUUUCAGUAACGUGAGAUAAUUUUGGGAUUUUUUUUAAAGAAACGGUUUUUCUGGCCAGUUCAACAUUGUAACACUACAUGUCAACAGCGCUAACACGCUAAUUCGGCAUCGUUGACCCUUCUCAACAAGGAAACACAAACUUUCUCAGCUCCGUAAAAUCGCAACUUAUAUAGACCGGGGUUCAAAUCUCAUCCGGAGCGGCCUCCUCAUAGUGAGGACUGGCAUGACUUAAGAAGAGGUCGUUAGGCCGUGAAAGGAGGUUAAAUUGCAUAUAUCGAUGUCGUAUUAGCAUUUUAUGGUGUUAACAUAUAGUGCUGCAAUGUAACUCUUGAUGCAUGGCCAACAGUAGAAUAUGUCUGUUCGUUUACAAAAAUUGCAAGUCCCCUUCGGUUCGGUUGAAAAUCCGAUACAGUUUUGAAAAAAAGCUUUCGGUUUUACACCAAGAUGGACAUGAUCGACAUCGGGAAAAUGGCUGCGUACUAUGAAAGAACAAAAUGUGUGGCGAAUUCAACCAUUUAAAUCGCGCUCAAGACGACGCAGAAGAAGCGUGUCUUGUUAGGGGAGUAGACAGUUGAAAUAUUUUUUUAAAAACAAAAACAGAGUGUAUUUCCGUCUAGCUGGCCACUUGCCUAAUGACUCAAUUGUGCAAUGUUAAAGUAAUCGUAAAAAGCGUAUGUCAUCGGUGGUAUGAUUUUAUUUAUCCUCCCUGCCGUUUAGUUUGCAAACCUGUUUUGGUAAUCUCACCUUUGCUUCUCCCUUCUCCUGCUUGGUUUGGUAUGUUCUGUUCUGUAGGGUUUUCUUUUGAUGGCAAAGUUAUUGAAGCUAGCUAAUUGUUUAAUAAUUUAUUGUUUGAAGCUAGCGAAAGGCAACAGGCAGGCAAGAGAUUGAAUGUUGUUAUGGGGCGUUUUGUUUCGGGCUCCUGAUUCUUUCUGCCAUUGAUAUCCUGCACAAAAAAAAUGAUUGUUGAAAGUUUGGUUUUGAUUUCGGAAUGCAUUUUUGAUCCAUCCAAUCGGUGGGUGUACACCACCAUGUUUGCGUGCCACGUUCGGUCAGCGAAUUUUAGACUAGAAGCUAGACGUUGUCCUCUACAAAAAAAAGGAAUGGAACAAGAAACUACACAUCACUACACAUUUUUAUAGUAACGCAGCGAAGCGCCAGCAACGACUGAAAGACGUAAACAAUGACUAGCUCAUAAGUGAAGGCGAAAGGUACGAAAAGUGCAAUCAAACAAUGCAACCAUUUCAAUCAAAUGUAGUCAGCCGUGCUGGCAUGUACACACACACAUAUUGUAGCGUUGAGAGGCGUAUCUUGCAAUUACGGAAAUCGGCAAUUUCAAAUUUUACUGUUGCAUUGUUGGCAGCGUUGUGUUGACCGAAGGUAAUCUUAAACAAAUAGCGUGAUAUAAUGCACUGUUUUAUUUAUUUAUGCGGUUUUUUUUGGUUUGGGAAGAGCAAAAUGGAAGAACGUGGUCAGCGUACACGUGCAAGAGGAACAGAAAAGCAUUACAUUACAAGACACAAAGUGCCAAGAAUGCUUGAUUCUUGUAGCAAGACAUUCCCUCCUUUCUAUUCGCUCCGUCAGCUGUAAAGGCCGUAAAGUAGGGGAAACAAAAUUGUCGCGGUAGAACAUACUUUGCAACGAUAUACGAAUCCUGAGAACGACACUAGGCGCGCACUGUGAAAGAUAAGCAGCACACGCAAUAAGAGCUAGAAGCCACAUCACGCUGAGCGUCCACUACUGCAGUGUUCGUCGCAUCCUUCCUAUCAUCGUCCGUGGCUGUAAGAGUGUGUGUUUACUGUAAGGAUGACAGUAUUUUUUAGCUACAAUCACAAUUAAAAACUUCCUCCGUCUGACAAGUGACUUGCAUACGGCAAGUGAUACGAUUUACACAAGGGGAAAACAUCAAAGGGUUUUAAUAAUUCUCUCCCGUCGUCAGAGCACCGACCAAGGGAACCUAACAGUGGUAACAAUGGUUGUUACAAAAAGGGAUUUUAUGUUUUUUUCCUCACGCUCUGACACCGAAUAAUAUUUUUUCAAACGCAUUUAGUCCUUCCUAGUUAUCCGCCCGAAUCACAAAUUUUAUACCGUAAAAGACAAUGAAGCAAAUAGGCAAUGUAGCGCUCGUCCACAGCAUGAUCGCAUGUACGACAACUUACCACGAAUCAUGUAGCGCCACCAGACUGACGAAGCAAACGGAUUGGUCCAGAUUGUGCCGAAUGCCGGGUAGGGAAGAACUUUUUAAACAAAUGUAUCUAAUCUUCUCCCCUCUUUUGGUGGUGGUGCGAUUGGGUUGCGGUGUUGUUGAGAUCAAUGCGAAACCCUGUACAACGCCUGAAAUGAAAUUACCAAUCACUUCCUUUCCAAAAUCAAAUUUCCAAUCAGCUGUGUAAAUAUAUACAUUUUACAAGUGAAACAAGGUGAAACAAGUUAUGAAAGCCCACCUGUUUUGCUGUAUGCAACGCAAAUUUGGUCAUCUGUUGUACAAAGUAGAGAGCACACAGGAGCAAAAGCAAAAGCAAACCAUUUGAGCGUACAUAAUUUGAGAAUAGGCCGGCAAACAGUUUAAACAGCUACAAAUAUUUCAAAACUGUUACUGUUUAAUGUGCGCAGAUUAAUCAAAAGCAACAGUCAACGAGCGACUCUUUUGUUUUGUGAUGCAACCUUUGGGCAUAAUUCACUUUUAACGUUUCUGAGAUCAUUUGCGCCCGUUUUUAAGUUGUAGGACAAUAAGAUAAAAAUUACUAAUGGCACAAAUAUUGCUACAAACCUGAUCUGAUCCUGUCGAAUUGUCUUCUAAUGUACGACUCUAGUGCUUCCCCAUCAUUCCCUUACCUAACAAGUUGGCCACAUCUUGCGAACAACACGCUCCAACCCUCCCAGUGCUACCCUUAAGUACGUACCGAAACAAGUAGCUUGUAUAUUUCAAUAAGUGCGUAUUACAUAGCUUCUGACUGUUGCAGACCAUAUUACCUGGUACACGCCAUUCUGGUAACAACAAUACGAAGCAUGAGCAAUAGAAAGCAAUCGUAGUUCAUUAGACAACUCUUAGCUAUGACCACUAGUGAAACACUGCAAGAGACAGCAGCAAGAUGGAUUAUAUUUAAACGCAACUGCUUCUUGAUGUGUGUACUUGCAUGCCUUCAAACAAAACAAAACAAAAAACAAGAAAAACAUUGAGUCUUCAUCCACACACCUCCACUGUACAUCCACCGGAGCAAUAUGUCGGAGCCCUGAACGCGGCCACAUUUGGACCGAAGCGUUGUGUGGACUCGUUUUGCCAAGUCUUUGUAAAUAUUUGCGUAAUAUAUAUAUACCAAGUCAUCCUUAAAUUGCGCCGUGCGUUUCUGGUGCCACAUCCAAUUUCUAUUGCUUCAACACAGCAAUUGCAUCAACGAUACACGCUGCAAUAUUGAUUUGCUGCUGCUGCUGCUGCUGCUAGUACGGGGACCAAAAAUUGGCUACAGUUACCAAAUUAAGAUGAACGAAUUAAGGAGAAGGCAUUAAGGAGCCGGGCACGCGUGGUUUGAGAUUUCAUUUGAGCUGGUUCUCUAAUGAUGAUUUUCGCUCCUUGCUGCUGGAUCAAAGGGGUCAGUGUUUAAUGUAGAUGUGGUUUGUUUGUUGUUAGCGUGUAUUUUUUUUCUGCUCUCUUCUGCGUUCUAUCUUUUACUCUACAAAAUCGGAAGUGGAGAACUUGUAGUGCGUGUACUGCAUUGCAUCAGCUCAACAUGAAGUACACAUAGGGGUCACGAGAGAGCUAAGAAGGGAGCAAUUGACUAGAGCAAUCUUUUAUUGAAAAUAUUUAAACAAAACCGAAUGAAACAGUAAACGAAAAUCAAAUUACCAUACGCACGUGUUUUACUCAAAGCUAAAGUAAAAAAAAAACACACACACACACACACAUAAAUUGAAAGCACAUUGAUAAAGUGCGAUACGUUAAAGAUUCGAAAAGCAAUUAAACGUCCUUUCCUCUUAACUGCCAGAGAGGAAAGAAUUGUGUGCCGGUUCAACACAACAGCCCGCUCGUCGUCUCUGUAGCAUUGUUUCUCUAUUGUAACUGAAAUUAGUUUAGCAGUAGAGCGACCUAGAUUGAUUGACCUUCGGGGCGGGAUGAUUCCGUUUGUUCAGCACAAAAUAUAUUUUGAAAAAGAGGAGAUUAAAACUGAGUAAAACACAAGUGUGAAAGUGUGUUAGUGCAUUGCUAUUCGAAAACAGAAAAGCAAAGCAGGAGCAAAGUUACGCAAAAAAUAUCAAAACCAACAUGCGAGUGGCGAAUAACUGGCUGAACUUAAGUAAGAAAAUAAUAACGAGGAGGAGGCAGUAUUUACGCAAAAACUGAAUUACACAUAUGUGAGUAGUACGGACACGUUAGGAACCAAAAUCAAACCAGAAAUCAUUAUUUUUAGCAUACAAUGAAUGAAACAGUAGCAUGCAGUAUAUCGAUUUUCAACACGCAACAUUGUACUAUAUCGAGUCUGCAAAAAUCACAAGAGUCCUCAAAACAAAUGGCAUACACACACCCGGCACAAAAAUGAACCAGAUACGAAAGUUUUAAAGCAACCAAUAAUACACACAUCAUCUCAUACACAUCUCGAAAUCACAGUGUGGUCAGAGUUGGAACAACGCAGCAAAACUCACUCCCUCCCGGCAAAAACACACACAUCUCGAGCCCCAAAGCCAUGUCACGUGCGGUGUGGUGCAUUUCCACGCCAGUUCCACGCGAAACUCCAAUGCGCAUCCGAAGUAAGUUGAAGGAGGGAGGCGUGCAAGGAUAUUGCUCUCGGGCACAACGGUGGCGACGGAAGAAAUCAUCAAGCCCAUUCAUUGUGCAUAAGUUCUUUACGUCUAUUAGAUAUUUAUCUUCCGUCGAAUGUGUGUGUGUGUGGCUCAGCGAAGCGAAAAACGUUUAACGUUUAGUUUUAUCCCAUUAAGACCGUUUAGUGUUUCACGACGACGACGACGACGACGACGACCACGACCACGAUGUAAAAAUGCUCUCCCUUAUACUUGUGACAAAAAGUGUACUUAUUGAACAAAGCAAUGCUAUAUAGCAAAGACAGAAACAAUACACAAACAUGUGGCGCCGCUUUCGAUCGAGGCAUUAUCACAGCAGGGGCGCACUUUUCCUAUCUGUCUAUCUUUAUGUAAGAUGGUUUUUAGUUUUCCAAAGCAUUAAUCAUUUUAUCGGCGCUCUCCUGGCUGGUGCACCUGGACCUAGGGUUUAUUUGUUAGUAGCACCACCACUAGCAACAUGUACUGCGGUGUAUCAGUGUGAUGCAUGCAAAAUCUCACUUGAUUUCAACGACAACGUUGACGGGAGAGCACGUGAGAAGGAAACAAACAAUUGAAAGACUGACUUAUUUCUAACAUCGCUCUGAUUUUCGUAUCAUUCAGCUAGGUUCUGUUCUGUUCUGUGCUGUCCACGCCACGCCACGCCAUGCCACGCCAAGCCACUGGCGGCGACAGCAGAGUUGCCUCAAUGCGUUAAGGGCACCUGUACGAUACGAUUACGACAGAUACGAUUUUAAACAAUCGGAAUGUAUGGUUGUGUUUCCUUGCUAUCAUCGAGUUUUGAACUUUAAUAUACUCAACGCUACUCUCACUUGAACUCCCAUACCAUUUGGACAAUUUCUAAAGGGUUGGAGUGUGUGUGUGCGAUUUUUAAAGUUUUAGCAUUUUGUACGUUGCUGAAUCGUUCGUUUGAUCAGCCUCCAUUUAUGCCGAACGAUUCCAACGCAAUGAUGAACAAAAAAUGCAAACCAGCGAGAGGGCGAGAGAGAGAGAGAGAGACCGAGCGAUAGAGCACCAUCAACAUAGAUAAUGGCCGGCAGUAAAAUCAGAAACCGGAGCAAAGUUAACAGAACAUGAGUGAAACACGUAUGAUAUAAAUGCACCACUUAAAAUAGCAAACGUACAGCAAAAACAGCAGGCCUUUUCGCGGGAGGAUACCCUUACGACUGAGCUCUAGGAAAUAGGAAGCAGAAAGUAGCGGAUGUGAUGUUAUGCGAUUGUGAACGCGACGGACCGGAAGAGGAAGAUUUGGAACAUCGUUGGCGAAAUGUGCCUGACGGUGUGUAACACACAGUCAGACAUGUACAUAAUGACACUUUUUCUGCUACGGAUGCAAGGCAUAAGAAUGCCAAAGGUCUCGUGUGUUCGAUCGUUUCGAUGGACCAAAAUACGAUCGUUGUUGGGGGGUGGGGUGAUGGUAGUGUCCUUAGGUAAGUGCGAUGCCUCCUGUCGUGUACGCUUUUAUGGCCCGUGUUUCAAUAAUCUGCAUUCCGUGUGCAAUGAGAUCGAUUGCCUGUUUUAAUAAAAUCGGUGCAGUAUCUUUCGCUGCGCCACCGUCACCGUACCGAUGACUUCCAAAAGGAUGGCUCAAUAGUGUGACCUCCUUGCCCUCAGCCAAAGACAGAAAGGACACGCACACACACACACACACACAGACACACUUAAUGUUUGGGUGCGAGUGAUGCAGCAGCAGGUUAGGAACACUGAUCGAACAGGGAACAAGUCAACCCACAGUGCUAAUGAACACGCGAACAAUACAUGCAUUUCAAUGAGGAGUACGUAGAAAACAAUCAAAAUAUAUGAGUCACGAUAGAGGAAAACAAAAGACAAAGAAAGAUGAGCAUAGUGGGAAGUAGAAAAUGACCAUACGUCCUCCACCAAUGAAAGAAAACAAAAACAACCACAUACAUACAUAUACAGAUGCACAUAAAGUUGCAAAAAGUUUAUGAAAAACAAGCAACAAGUAAAUAAAGAGAAGGAAAGUGAACAAUUACAAAGUAAGAUGCAAACACAAAGCUGUAUAAAGUGGCAAGUAAAAGGUCAACAAAAGAAAAAAAAAAAGACAACUGCGAACGACACAAUGCAGUUGUGUAAAUGGAUGGAUCGCUUAGAAACAACGCAUCAUAAGACGAAAACACAAAUUGGCAUCUUGGCAAUACUCGUUUGGGCGGUGGGUGCCAAGCCUUGGUGAAAUGACGAUAAGAAGGAAAACACGGAUUAGUGGCACGAAUACAGCAACGCUAAGCGUUAAAAAACAAGUCUGGAAACGAUGAUCGAACGAUUGAUGCUAUUAUUACUACUACUACUACAACUACUACUCCUAAUAAUGCUACUACCUAUUACUACUACACUACAGCAGCAAAAAACAGCAAAACAGCAACUACAACUACUACUAUUAUUACUAUUACUUCAACAACUACUCUAGUUUUUAGUGGUAAGAUGCAGCAAACCAGCAAAACUGAAGCAAAAACACACAGACACACACA